CUUGAAUACAUGAUCAUGUGACCAGUAGAUAUGUAUAUAAAUGAAUGGUUAACAAUUUGGCCUGCAGUUUGUGCAAUCGCCGUUUAAUCGAAUGAAUCAUCGUGACAAUAUGGCAAAUAUAGCUCUGAUAACGUUGAUCGCCAUUACAACGAUGAAGUCGCAUGUCAUGUGCGCGAUCACGUCAAAUGUCGCGUGCCAGAAACUUAAGUUUGACGCCCUGCAACGUGUGACGUUACCGAAAGAACUGCGUCGUAAAGACGUUGAAGUGAUUGAGGCGAAGGACAGCGCCGUCUUGUGUCUGAAGGACGACUGUAGAGAUCUGCCAUAUGAGAACAUUCGCUGCAAGUUAGAAGAUCAUGUGUACACUGUCGAAGAAUACACACAAUUGACGAGGCUUCCUUACGUAAACAACGCCAGUGAUAUCAAGGUCAGGAAGACAAGAGCGGCCAUCAAUCCUUGCGCUAUGGGUAUUGCCACGGACCUUGACUACUGUUGCCCCACAACUCGAUACUUCUCAAUCAUCUCUCAGGGUGUGCAGUUGGUUAGCAACAACAACGAGACUUGUUUAGUCAUAAGCUUACCCGGCAAGUUCCAAUGCAUCACAAUGGCCGCCUGUUGCGGUGGUGGAACGUGCAUUAGUCGACGACGCAAAUGCAUGUUGGAGAAAUCUCAACAGUCCAUAUAUGUGUGGAACUCCAACACCGGAGAGAUCGGGUUCAAGAUGUUCCCGUUUCCAGCUUACUGCUCAUGUAAAUAGUCUCCAACCCACUGCUGUAUUGAUAUCUAACAGGGAAACACUCCUAUUAUAUAAAAUAGUGCUGUAAAAUAUACUUGGCAAAAAACUUUCAUCGGUAUAAAACUUUGUGUGAUGAGUUUGGGAUACAUCAUCAUCAUUCGGAAAAUGGCUUUUAUAUAUAUAUUUAGUGUGCUUGAGAUAAACACCAAAUGCAUGCAUAUGUGUGUUGAAUGAUGAAAACCCUUAUACUUAUUGUGUAGCAAUUUUACGUUAAUUAAUGUGUGUGCUUUUUGUAGUUAACAAUUCGAAACAUGCGUGUGUUAUCUAUUUUCUGUGCCAUCAAAGAAACUAGGUCAUACCAAUUAAAUUACUUUAAUAAACGUUCCAGUCCCAAUGGAACGUUGAGCCAUUCGAACUUCGGACCAAAGGAUUUCUAAUAGCAUGAGUUUACUUACAUUAUUCUGCAACAUAUUCGCAUCUCCAAUGUAGGAGUAUUCGCACUGCCUUUACUCCUUACUACGUUCUGCAAAUGAAUAAAUAAGAACAAAACAUGAA
Dreissena polymorpha is the source of this 1291-nucleotide messenger RNA. RefSeq lists its product as uncharacterized. The transcript has 5 exons. The record is from RefSeq and is a predicted model, not a curated record. The coding region runs from base 92 to 757 and encodes 221 amino acids. NCBI's taxonomy places the organism in Eukaryota, Metazoa, Mollusca, Bivalvia, Myida, Dreissenidae.